Miscanthus lutarioriparius is the source of this 732-nucleotide messenger RNA. The record is from the annotation of a GenBank genome assembly. NCBI's taxonomy places the organism in Eukaryota, Viridiplantae, Streptophyta, Magnoliopsida, Poales, Poaceae.
AUGCUGCGCAACAGAUCGAGAAGAGCGGUUGGUGGUGCUGGUGCUGGUGCCAACCAAGGAGGAGCAGGCGGCCUCAUGGCUGAGCUCCCCGCGGCCACUGCCGCCCAAUCGCCGAGGCAUCCAUCGUCGUCCUCUUCUGCUGCCGCUCCUGUGUUCCCUUCCCCGAGGCCGUUCGUGGCGAUGGCGCUGCCCCAGGCCGGGCUCCUGCUGGACGGGUCCUCCGAGGGCCCCUCGUCAGCCGUGAGCCCCACCUCCAUUCUCGAGACCAAGCAGUUCUGCUGCUCCGCGCUGCCCCCGUUCCUGUCGGAGAGGAGCCUCCGGAGGGCGCACACGGACGCGACCGCGCCUCCGGAGCCGGCCGGCGUCGGCCUCGCCGACGUGCUCCGGGACCACGGGGACGCCAAGGUCGCCGGGGCAAGGAGGUUCCUGCCGGAGAUCGUGAGCUCGCCGUCCGCCCGGGUGUUCGCCGGCGGCGUGGCCGUCGUGCCCCCCGGGGAAAUGGCCAUGUCGGAGGACUACACCUGCGUCAUCUCGCGCGGCCCGAAUCCGAGGACCACGCACAUCUUCGACGACUGCAUCGUCGAGAGCUGCGGGGAUUUGCUAGUCGACAAGGCUGACAAGGCCGCGGCCGCCGUCGCCGGCGGCGGAGCUGUGGCGUGUGGCUUCUUGAGCUCUUGCCAUGCAUGCAACAAGCAACUUGGACAUGGCAAUGACAUCUUAAUCUAUCAGUGA